AUGGAAUUUCACUUUAUUCACGAUACCCUAACAUUCUUAUCUUCGCCAACUUUACAACAUGAUCAUGACUCUCUUUUCGCUCAACAAUUAGCGAAUCCACCCUAUCGUCUUGUUUUACCAUUGGAUAUCUUGUUGGCCCCAAGUCGCAGAAAUCUAACACAUUUGCCAAGACCCCAAAAUUCUUUCCUUCUCUUUCGUAAAGAUUAUAAUGAGAGAAUGCGUCUUUUAAAUCGCAAUAAAUCAAAAAAAUUAAGCACAAAAACGAUUUCAGAGAAUGCAAAACUCGAAUGGAGUCGACAACCCCCAAUUGUAAAAAACUUUUUCAAAGUUUUGGCAAAAGAGGCUGAUAGACGUCAUAAGCAAAUGUUCCCUAAUUACAAAUAUCAGCCAAAAUAUAAGUCAAAGGAUAAUGAUAAUAAAAACGAAAAUGAGCCUAUCCCCAUAGAUUCGGAAUUAUUUGAAGAUACUACAGUGGUUGAGAACGUAUCAACCUUCGAUAUCAAUGACAGCAUUGUUUCCGAUGUUGACAUCAUUGAACUUGAAAAAUAUUUCGACAUCCAGGCGUAUUAUAAUGAUUUGAAAAAAUAG
Messenger RNA from Racocetra persica, 588 nucleotides. The record is from the annotation of a GenBank genome assembly. NCBI's taxonomy places the organism in Eukaryota, Fungi, Glomeromycota, Glomeromycetes, Diversisporales, Gigasporaceae.